GUCGUCUCGCUCGCUCUCUGUGUUUCCGCGUGUGCUUUCCUCAAAAAGGAGAUGGGAAACUUCGUCUCCGACGACCAAACUUGCUUUCCUCCCUUUAUAGCGACUCUGUGGAACGUGAACACAAGCUGCAUCAUCACUCCAUACCAGACAGAGGGGGAGAGAGAGAAAGAGACGAAAUGCUCCUCCAAUGGCAGCGCCACGUAUGCCGUCAUCUUUCGCCCCACGAGAAGAAGAAAACAAAGUGAUCCCAUAAACAGCCGGAACUGUUGAUUUCCACCAACAAUCCCCAACAUCGCUAGCAAAAUAGUUCUUCCCUUGCUGUUCUUCUUCUUCUCCUUCUUCUUCCUGGUGGUGGUGGAGUUAAUUGGUGUCUGUGAGGGAUGAUGGAGGAGCAGCCGCAGCAGCAGAGGACGCUGAAGGAGACCCUCGAUGUGGCGCUCUUCUUAGCCGGGCGCAUCCGCAAGGCCGUGGAGGAGGCGGGCUCCUUCAAGCAGGAGUGCUACGAGGUGCUCCGUCUUGUUGAUUCUCUUGCGGACAUGCUGCGGUCGGCCGCCCAGUUGCCGCCGGCGGCCGUGUACGAGCGCCCAAUGCGCCGAAUCGUGAUGGAAGUCAUCAAGAACCUCGACCGGGCCCUCGCCCUGGUGCGCAAGUGCAAAGGCAGCUUCUUCCUGAUGCGGCUCAUAACCAUCACGAACGUCGCCGACUUCCGCAAGGUAUCGACCAUUCUCGAAAACUCCAACGGCGACAUGGAGUGGCUGCUUGACGUCUGCAAGGUGUCGUCCUCCUCCUCCGGCUGCGGCCUCAGCCUCCCGCCCAUCGCUAGCACCGACCCCAUCCUCUCCUGGGUUUGGAGCUAUAUCGCCCUCGUCCAGAACGGCUGCCUGGACGAUCGGAUUGACGCCGCCAACGGCCUCGCCUCACUAGCUGCAGACAACGCCCGCAACGGUAAGAUAAUCAUCGAGGAAGGUGGAGUUGCCCCUUUGUUGAAGCUAUUGAAGGAUGGUGGUGCUCUGCCCGACGCUCAGCUCGCCGCUGCGAGGGCCAUCGCCAGUCUGGCGACCAACCCUGAGCGUGUACGGCAGAUUGCGGAAGAGCGCGCGGUACCCACAAUCGUUCAGUGCCUCUAUAGCUCGCCAGUGGCGGUCCAGGUGGUGGUGGCGUCGCUCGUGGCGGAGAUGGCCGCACAUGAAUCCUCGACUAGGGAUGAGUUUGCGAGGGAAAAUGCGAUCAGGCCGCUGGUGCUGGUGCUCUCCUCGGGGAUGGAGGAGGAUGUGAGCGUUUCGAAGCCGACCAACAUGCAUUCGCUAGUACAGUCGAGUAUCAGGGUGAGCAAGGAAAAAGGGAUAGCGGCGGGCAGGCGGCCCUACGACGGCGGCAAGUUGGCGAAUUUGGAGCAGGAGGACCCGGCUGUGAGGGCCGAGCUGAUGGUCAAUUGCUCUAGGGCAAUGUGGAUGCUGGCCAGGGGGAGCGACGCAAAUAGCCGCAGGAUAACGGAGACCAGAGGGUUGAUGUGCUUGGCGAAGAUCAUCGAGAAGGAGCAAGGAGAAUUUCAGUACAACUGCUUGAUGGCUGUCAGCGAGAUUGCAGCUGCCGCCGAGGCGAACGCAGACCUCCGGCGGGCCACUUUCAAGACGAAUUCCCCUGCUGCCAAAGCAGUGGUAGACCAACUUAUCAGAUUGACACAAGACGGCAGUCCGUUGCUUCAAAGUCCAGCCAUGAAGUCGAUCGGCUCCUUGUCUCGGACCUUCCCUGCUCGAGAAACUCGCGUUCGUAGGCCUCUCGUGAACAAUUUGUCUCAUAAGGAUACGAGUGUGGUGGCUGAGGCCGCAUCUGCAUUGGGGAAGUUCGCAAACCCAGAAAAUUUCCUUUGCGUAGAGCACUCUAAGGCCAUUAUCGAGUUUGGAGCGGUCCCCCUUCUCGGGAGACUAUUGAAAUCAGGUGAAAAGGUACAGACGGCUGCCGUUGUUCUUCUCUGUUAUUUGGCCAUACAUGUUAGCAACAGUGAGGAAUUGAAGCAGGCCGAUGCGUUGGGCGGAUUAAAGUCGCAGUCAUCUCAUCAUCCUUUCCAUAGGGAAUUGAUUCAUAAGGCCAUUUACCAACUUGAACUCUACAAAGGUGGAAAUAAUAAUCAUAUUCAAACGCAUGACAGAUGAAUCGAUCAACGGAACCAGUUUUUGAUAAGUCUGCAAGAGGUUUGAGGCGUACCCAAUGCCACUGCUUUCGGAGUUCCCUUUGGCACAACCCGAUUGACUCAAUGGUGUUCUUUUAUUUAAGCAGAAUCCUCUGAGUCUUUGGUUGGAAAUCUGGAGAAGAAAUGUUUUCCUUGUCACCUCUCUAGGGGAGAUUGUUCCAUUUCAACGGAAAUGCUGGAUUUGGAGAGUACUGCUUCUCUCUAGCAAAAUGGGUCCAGUUUGUAAAGCUUGUUAAUGAUUGAAAGUCAAACAGUCACCUGUAUUUAUUAUGCUUUUCAUUCUUGACAGUGAGACCCAUGUUUUCUGGUUGAUGAUGCUGGUGCGCACCUUUUCUUACCAAAAUCAACUUCCUGCUUUUACUGUGAAAACAGUGCAUCAUCUUGUAACAUUUGCAUUAUCCGCCCAUAUGCAAAGUUGGUCUAACCUCAGGUCCUUGUUUGCUGACGAGGAGGAAAUAAAGGAAGCCGGUUUCAUGUUAUGACUA
This is a messenger RNA of Nymphaea colorata (pocket water lily), 2676 nucleotides long. RefSeq lists its product as uncharacterized. Lineage: Eukaryota; Viridiplantae; Streptophyta; Magnoliopsida; Nymphaeales; Nymphaeaceae. The transcript has a single exon. Gene Ontology annotation, biological process: cell surface receptor signaling pathway. Gene Ontology annotation, molecular function: protein binding. The record is from RefSeq and is a predicted model, not a curated record. The coding region runs from base 381 to 2153 and encodes 590 amino acids.